Neurospora hispaniola is the source of this 668-nucleotide messenger RNA. RefSeq lists its product as uncharacterized. The transcript has a single exon. Bases 8 to 286 code for a protein of 92 amino acids. Lineage: Eukaryota; Fungi; Ascomycota; Sordariomycetes; Sordariales; Sordariaceae. The record is from RefSeq and is a predicted model, not a curated record.
GUUGCAGAUGCCCAGCUUUCUUUCCCAGCUUCGACUUCUUCUCUUGCAGCUCCUUCGUUCUGCUGCUUCAUCCAAAAAUGACGAGGAGCACGCGGGGUUUCCAUUCAUGUUGUCAAUUUCCAUGUUUCCUUUUCCUCCCGUGCCAAUCACCUACCCACCACCUGGAAGCCAUUCCAUUUUCAGGGGACGGAUGACGAACCUUGUUCGACCUAAGAUGGGAGUACACACCACACCACAUUACACCUCACCACAACUACCUAGUCUAGUGUACAGGUACAGAUUGUGACUCGUGCUUUUGGAAUGUUUAAACUUGUCUCGCCUGUUUCUGUACGUACGGGCGAAGCAAGGUGUCUGCCUACCUCUAGGUCCUCCCCUCACUAGACCCGGAUGGCCCCUCCCGUCACCGGAGGCAGGCAGGCAGGCAGACGAGUAGUGUGACAUCACGCAGGGCGGACGGGCGGGUCAGGCUGUUUGUCGACAGUGACGGUGAGAUGUGAUGACUGGAAAUGAAUGAUCAUAGGGCGAACCGUAAGGCUGAUUGAUAACGGGGUGGAGCAUUCCACUUCCACUUUGUACUUGGGUAGAAUUAGUGCGUGAACUUAUCGCGACGGAAGCUCUUAUCAUAAGCCAUGCCUGUCUGUCUCUUGGCUUGAGGUUCUCUGCUGGCC